Molecule: messenger RNA, 5418 nt
Organism: Varroa destructor (honeybee mite)
Lineage: Eukaryota; Metazoa; Arthropoda; Arachnida; Mesostigmata; Varroidae
Product: toll-like receptor Tollo pseudogene
Source: RefSeq, a predicted model, not a curated record
UGAGGGCUAGCUGAUCUUCGUCAUAGAGUUCCCGCUGAUGUAAACAGACUAGGGUCUCUUGUAUGAAGAUUUAAUUUUCGAUGGAAAGAUUCCGUUUGUUGAGUAUGCAUGUUAACGUAUUUGCCGAAGAUUUGCUAUCUGCCUAGCUUAAAGGACAUGCGCAUAGCAGGAUAUUGUGCUGUGUUAUGCCGUGUAAUGACCAUUGGAUAAUAAUAUGAACUUAAGGAAAGAACCUGACUCGACUACUGCCAUAUUUGAGGAUGAUCGAAACAACAAGCAGAUUUAUGAAUACACGUGCAAGUUCGGUCAUGAGUGUCCAGGACACCUUUUCCAUCGGCUGUGCCAGCAUAUGGACAAUCCUUUGGCUCGCAUUUCUAUCGGCGGGGUGCUGCGAAGCGCGUUAUGUACGCCCAGAAGACUGCACAUGGGAACCGGUAGCCGAUGCUGCCGGCGUUUCGAUCGCGUGCAGUGUACGAACUCUACAAGCCGGAAUAAACCCUACAAACUUCUCGCUAAUUAUGCCAGCUCAUACUGUUCAGCUAGCUGUCAUUUGUGGUGAUCAAAUAUUGCAGAGUGAGCUGGCGAACAGCCUUUUCGUGCACUUGUACGGAUUGCGCGAACUUUCCAUCGAGCACUGCAACCUUGCUCACUUGCCAUCAAAAACCUUCGAAGGCUUAUUAGACCUGAAGAGAUUAAGUGUGAAAACAUUCAACAUUAAAAGGGGCCGUUUCUCCUUGCAAGUAUCACCCACAGCUUUCAGUCCGCUUAAAGCGAUCGAAAUGAUUGAUUUGAGCGAGAACAGUAUCGAUUUACUACCUCACACGUUGUUUUGUGGUUUGGAACAUUUACGUUUUGUGAACCUUUCGGGAAACGCGUUCCAUGACAGUGCUAACUUAGGUUUAUCCUCAAAAUCGCGUUGUAGGCCAAAUUUUCGCGGGCUAGAUGUUACGCGUAGUAAACUAAAGGUUCUCUCAACGAGAGGCCUCGAGACGCUAGUAAGCCUUGAAGAACUGCGCAUGGAACGCAAUCAGAUCGCCAGAAUUGACUCUGAUGCUUUCAGUGGACUCGCAAAACUCACACGACUUGACCUGUCGCAUAACUCUUUUUCUACAUUGCCUUCCAGACUUUUUCAAUCUACGUCGAAGCUGGCCGAGCUCUACAUGCGGAACAACUCUCUCAAUGCAUUGCCAUCCGGCCUGUUAGCUGGACUCCGUGAGUUGACCCUACUCGAUCUGGCACAUAAUCAACUUUCAGCGUUAGGAUGGCUACAGAGUGCCCAAGACCUCGCGCAACUCGCCGUACUGGACCUCAGUUAUAACCGACUUACACGUCUCAAUGCUAACGUGUUUACUGCUCUGAGCGAGUUGCAAACUCUCCAACUGCAAAACAAUCUCAUAGAGCUCAUUGCGGACGGUACGUUUAUCCAACUUAACAAUUUACAAUCGCUGGUGUUGAGUCACAACCGAUUGAAACGGAUAGGUUCUCGUAUGAUUGGGGGACUAAACUCUGUAACGACACUACACUUGGACGAUAACCGGAUCAGUGAAGUCUCUGAUGAUACGUUCGCUAAUAUGACUAUGCUUCAAGAGCUCAAUUUAGCCAGAAAUGAACUUAUAGUUACACCGCUCAUUGUGUCAUCGCUCAAUAUGCUGCGAACGCUGGAUUUAUCGGACAACAAAAUUAAUGACGUGGUCAAUUUUUCGUCUCAAGGUCUAGGCCAGCUUUAUGCCUUAAAUCUAAUGGGCAAUAGGAUCGGCAACCUCAGUCGAGGUGUUUUUAGCAGGUUGCCUUCAGUUCGUAUUCUCAACCUAGCCAACAACAGCAUUCAGACAAUCGAGCAGGAAACGUUUGACGAUAUGCCGGGCCUCCAUUACCUCCGACUAGAUUCAAACGUGAUUGAGGACGUUAACGGAUUAUUCAGCAACCUGCAUGACUUGAUCAUGCUCAAUAUCUCCGUAAAUCGAAUACGCUGGUUUGACUAUGCGCUUGUGCCUGUGGGUCUUCAGUGGCUGGACAUCCACGACAACCAGAUUGAGGCUCUUGGCAAUUACUUCGACCUUGAACAAAGCCUCAAACUUCGCACACUAGACGCCUCCUACAACAAACUGACCGACUUAGAUUCGUCGUCUCUACCAAAUGGAAUUGAAAUAGUCUUCCUAAAGAACAACAACAUCAAACUAAUUCAGCCAUUCACCUUUCUCGGGAAACACAACCUGACCCGGGUCGAUUUGACCAGCAACCAAUUGAAGGUUCUAGAGAAACCGACAUUCCGACUGAGUGAAGUAUCAACACGUCGACCACUACCCGAAUUUGCUAUCGCAGGCAAUCCAUACGUGUGCGAUUGUAACAUGGAAUGGCUACAACGUUUACAUAACCCCACGGCACAAACUAGCUCCGAUACUAACUCGCUCCGCCAAUAUCCACGGGUAAUCGAUCUGCAUAGCGUCGAAUGCGAGCUAACCUUCUCGAAAAGUUUCCAAAAAAUGCCACUGGUCAAGGUGGACUCGUCACAAUUUCUGUGCCCAUACAAGAGUCACUGCUUCCCACUUUGUCACUGCUGUGAUUUUGAUGCCUGCGAUUGCGAGAUGGUCUGUCCCGCUAACUGUAGCUGCUACCAGCAUCAGACGUGGAGAACCAACAUCGUCGACUGCAGCUCACGCAGUCAUCUUUACAACCCGAGACAGCUGCCUAUGGAGGUGAGCGAAUUGUAUCUUGAUGGCAACAAUAUACCUGAGAUCAGCAAACAUUCGUUCGUAGGCCGGAAAAAUAUGCGAGUUCUAUUCCUCAACAGCUCGAACAUCGUGACGGUACAGAAUCGUAGUUUUGCAGGCUUGCACGAGCUGCGAGCACUUCAUCUCGAGGACAAUCGGAUUUCUGAAUUGCAUGGUCAUGAGUUCGAUGAUCUUGACCGACUCAGGGAAUUAUAUCUUUCCAAUAACCAGCUUAAGCAUCUGAGCAAUAUAACAUUUACCCGAUUAAAAAAUCUAGAGAUACUCCAUUUAGAUCGAAACUAUCUGGUCGAAAUCUCCGUGUGGAGCUUUCAGUAUAAUACGCGUCUGACAGAGAUUCGUCUGGCAAGAAACCCUUGGACCUGCGAUUGCCAGUUUCGAAUGGACUUCAGUCAGUUCCUGUUUAAUGAACGCGGUAACAUCGCGCGCGAUCUUUUUGAUCUCUUAUGUGUCUACAAUGAAACGAAAGCAUUACCAUUGUGGGAGCUGAACGUGACUGAAUGCUUUAGCCCUUCAGAAGCGACGUCAUUGGUCCGAUCGUUCCACAUUCAUCGUGUCGAAGAUCUGGUGCCUGCCCUCGUCGUUCUUGGCGCCGUCAUCCUUCUAUCAAUGGCAGUUACGGCGGGAAUCGUCUACCGUCGCAAGUUGAGCGUAUGGUUUUUCAGCCGCUAUGGAGUUCGAAUGUGUCACCGUAACCCAAUUGAAGAAGAAAAACUCUUCGAUGCUUUCGUGUCGUAUAGUAAAAAGGAUGACGCCUUUGUGGCACAAAUUCUAGCUCCAGCAUUGGAGUGCGGCAGUCCGCCGUAUCGGCUGUGUUUACACUAUCGAGACCUGUCAAUGGCUGGGGGCUACCUAAGCGAAGCUAUCCAAGAGGCUGUCGAGAGUUCCCGGCGAACGAUUGUUGUCCUUUCCGAGCACUUUCUUAAAAGCGAAUGGUGCCGUUACGAGUUCAAGACAGCCCAUUACGAAGUGCUGUACAACAGUAAUCACAAACUUGUCGUUAUUUUCCUCGGCCGUGUGUCCUAUCGUGAACUAGAUGCCGACAUCAAAAUGUGGUUGAAACGGAGUACGUUCUUACACUGGGGUGAGAAGAACUUCUGGGAUAAAUUGCGCUAUUCUCUGCCUGAUGCACGCCACCGUAAGGUUCAACGCUCGGACCUAAACUCAGUCACCGUCCAUAUCUGACAGUCACAGUUUCAAUUUUGGUCUAGACAAUUUGGCAAUCCAUAGGACACGUAAUGAUCUUUUAUGCGCUCUUACGAUCUCGGCAUUUAGGCUCAUGUUACCACUUUUUUAAACGAACAGGACUUCCCGAGGAUCAGUUGUAGGGAAGGCGGUAGGAAAAAGUCCAUAAUAGGAAAUAUAGCGAGUAAAUAAUUCAAAAUCAUAGAUUAAGUAUCAAUACUAACGCAUUAAGGCCAACACUGUAUUUCGAGCUGUUGACGAUUGUUUGGUAAAGGACAAAAACGACGACGACGACGACGACGACGACGACGACGACGAUGACGACGACGACGACGACGACGACGACGACGACGACGACGACGAGAGAGAGAGAGAGAGAGAGAGAGAGAGAAACUACGGUACGAUUGCAACCCUCUGUCGACUUAUGUCACCGUAAACUAAGUCCUAAAAGCUAUCAAUGAAUAUGAAACUAGGCCAGUAACGGGAAAUCAAUGAAAACAAGUCAAAUGGUGCGAACACUAUAGAGUGCGCAAUGAGCCAUUGAAUGAACUAUAACAACAGGUUAUUUUUUUAGUUUACUUCCACGUCGGUUGGUAUGUACACAUUUGUAAAUACGCAGACAACUAGAAAUAAUAGAAGGAUGUGGUCGUUUAUGUAAAAAGUUCUUCGAAGAAGUUAUGUAAAAAUGAUAGUAAUCAAUUACGAUAAUACAUGGUGAUAAUGAUUAGUAUGACAUGCAAGAAGCAGCGUCCAACUGCGGAGAUCUGUGAUAGCCUAUUGUUGUAAAUAGCCUGAAAUGUAACCUAUCAGAAUGAUCCAGGAUCAUCGUUCUAGGCACGGUAGUGACCAACAAUGAAUGAAGGUGAAUUAUUUAUUCGGAAACCCUGUAUACAAUAUUUAUUUGAAGAGAUUUAGAAAAAGCUUCUGUGACUAAACGGACAAUGUUGUAAUGAAUCAUCAUGAGCAUGGCUGAAAUAGUUUGUAUGUCAUUAAAUUAUAGAGGUUGCGAUGCCUUCGUGUUGUUGCCGAAUUAUCUCCGCUACUGAAUUUUGCUCCUCGUUUUCAUUACUUCGGUUAAUUCCAUAAACAGGAUCAAAUCCAUUGUGCGCCAUCAAUCGAUGUUUGGACUACGCCAGGCAGUGUGCUAUGUUAAUGCUUGCAGAAGAGUUUGCUUUUCCCAGGCAAAAACAGACUUUACCUCACGGCGCGACUUUUUCCUUCAAUGAUUAACUCGUUUUUGGGAUCCCGAUCCGUAUUAGUCAACAACGUUGGAGUGAACAUUUACAAAUAGGACAAGUUUGUCUGUGUUUAGAGUGAAAAAGAAGGAAGACAUCGACGCUUGAAUAUACGGAUAUUCAACUCAUAAGGCGUUAAAUACAUAAUUUCUAUAUGAAUUUUUACAAACUAUGUCAUUAAAAUGAAAUGUUUUUGUCGCAGCUAGAAUGAAGGAAUUGACAGGACGAAGAAUAAAACAGGCCGAGAAUAAGUUGUGACCUGAAAAAGA